Messenger RNA from Ornithodoros turicata, 1155 nucleotides. RefSeq names its product tropomyosin (gene Tm1). The record is from RefSeq and is a predicted model, not a curated record. Gene Ontology annotation, cellular component: actin filament. The coding region runs from base 131 to 985 and encodes 284 amino acids. Gene Ontology annotation, biological process: actin filament organization; muscle contraction. The transcript is spliced from 9 exons. Gene Ontology annotation, molecular function: actin filament binding. NCBI's taxonomy places the organism in Eukaryota, Metazoa, Arthropoda, Arachnida, Ixodida, Argasidae.
GACGAACCUUCUGCUGCGGCAACGAGUCCUCAGCUCUUGCCGUUCAGACGUACCGGGGAGUUGGUAGUGCGCGCUCGUUCGUCUCUUUUGUGUCAGUUCGCAGCUCUGUGAGCCACCUCAACCAGCCAAGAUGGAGGCCAUCAAGAAAAAGAUGCAGGCGAUGAAGCUCGAGAAGGAUAAUGCCGUCGAUCGAGCUGAAACCGCCGAGAAUCAGUCCAAGGAUGCCGCCCUCCGCGCAGAGAAGGCCGAAGAGGAGGUUCGCAGCCUUCAGAAGAAGAUCCAGCAGAUUGAAAAUGACCUCGACCAGGUUCAAGAACAGCUCUCUCAGGCCAACAACAAGCUGGAAGAGAAGGACAAGGCCCUGCAACAGGCUGAGGCCGAUGUAGCCGCCCUGAACAGGCGUAUCCAGCUGUUGGAAGAAGAUCUGGAGAGGUCAGAAGAAAGGCUGAAGGUGGCCACACAGAAGCUCGAGGAGGCUUCCCAAGCCGCUGAUGAGAGUGAACGCAUCCGCAAAGCUCUGGAAAACCGCACAAACCUGGAAGAUGACCGCAUAUCCGUCCUGGAGUCGCAGCUGGGGCAGGCGCGUCUCAUCGCGGAGGAGUCUGACAAGAAAUAUGAAGAGAUGGCUCGCCGAAUCGCGCUGCUCGAAGCGGACCUGGAACGUGCGGAGGAAAGAGCCACGACGGGCGAGAGCAAGAUUGUAGAACUUGAAGAGGAGCUCAGAGUUGUUGGCAACAACCUCAAGUCCCUGGAAGUCAGUGAAGAGAAGGCCAUGCAAAAGGAAGAAACCUACGAAGGACAAAUUCGCCAGAUGACAGCUAGGCUCCAGGAGGCUGAAGCCCGUGCUGAAUUUUCUGAGAGGUCCGUGCAGAAGCUCCAGAAGGAAGUGGACAGACUGGAAGACGAGCUUGUCCAGGAGAAGGAGAAGUACAAAGCCAUCUCGGACGAGCUCGACCAGACAUUCUCCGAACUCACCGGCUACUAAACGCCACCGUCUACGCUGCGACACGAUACAACCACCAAACACAUCGCUGCUGCUGCUCCGUCGUCUUUUUAAACGCUAUUGGUCUCUGUUAUUCUCUAUCGGUGGCCGGACGUCAAGGACCCAGGACAAUGCUGCUGCCUUUAGGGAAAGAGAAAAAAAAUGUGGUGACA